Molecule: messenger RNA, 1410 nt
Organism: Salarias fasciatus (jewelled blenny)
Lineage: Eukaryota; Metazoa; Chordata; Actinopteri; Blenniiformes; Blenniidae
Gene: slc25a25a
Product: solute carrier family 25 member 25a
Exons: 10
Coding region: 1-1410 (469 amino acids)
Biological process (GO): transmembrane transport
Cellular component (GO): mitochondrial inner membrane
Molecular function (GO): calcium ion binding
Source: RefSeq, a predicted model, not a curated record
AUGCUGGGUCUGUGCCUUUACGUGCCGGUGUCCAACUCGGACCCGGUGGAAGUGGAAUAUUUCGAGUCCGACAGCCUUCCGUCCGAGCUGAAGUCUCUGUUCAACAAAGUCAGCGUGUUUCUGCCUUCCCAGGAGUUCUCGACCUACCAGCGGUGGAGAGAGAAGUCUCCGAAGCGGACCGAGAGCGGCUCCGGCGAGCAUCUGGACUUCGAGGAGUUUGUUCACUAUCUGCAGGACUAUGAGAAGGACCUGAAACUGGUGGUGAAGAGUCUCGACAGAAGGAACGCAGGCGGCGUUGACCCUAAAGAGUUCAUGCAGUCCCUGCGUGACCUCGGGGUCCACAUCUCCCCGGAGCACGCCGUCAGCGCGCUGCAGAGCAUGGAUAAGAACGGGAUGAUAACCAUCAGCAGUAAAGCCUGGAGCGACGAGCGGCGGGUGGAGAAGACGGACGGCCUUCCUGAGAUCAUCCUGUACUGGAAACACUCCACGAUCUUCGACGUGGGGGAGAACCUGAUGGUGCCGGACGACUUCUCGGUGGAGGAGAAGCAGACGGGGAUGUGGUGGAGACACCUGGUGGCCGGCGGAGGCGCCGGAGCGGUGUCCAGGACCUGCACGGCGCCGCUGGACCGCCUCAAAGUCAUGAUGCAGGUUUACGGGUCUCGAACCAACAACAUGUGCAUCAUGACCGGGCUGAUGCAGAUGAUCCGGGAGGGCGGCGCCCGCUCGCUGUGGCGCGGCAACGGCGUCAACGUGCUGAAGAUCGCCCCCGAGUCUGCACUCAAGUUCAUGGCGUACGAGCAGAUCAAGCGAAUGAUCGGCAGCGACCAGGAGACCCUGUGCAUCCUGGAGCGGUUCGUGGCCGGCUCUCUGGCCGGGGUCAUCGCUCAGAGCUCCAUCUACCCCAUGGAGGUGCUGAAGACGCGGCUGGCGCUGCGGCGGACCGGUCAGUACUCCGGCAUCUCAGACUGCGCCAAGCAGAUCCUGCGGAGGGAGGGGCUGGCGGCGUUCUACAAAGGCUACGUGCCCAACAUGCUGGGCAUCAUCCCGUACGCCGGCAUCGACCUGGCCGUGUACGAGACCCUGAAGAACGGCUACCUGCAGCGCCACGGCGGCGGCGAGCCCAGCGUCCUGGUGCUGCUGGCCUGCGGCACGGCGUCCAGCACCUGCGGCCAGCUGGCCAGCUACCCCCUGGCUCUGGUCCGGACCCGGAUGCAGGCGCAGGCCGUGACGGACGGCGGCCAGCAGCAGGCCACCAUGACGGGGCUGCUGCGCCACAUCGUGCAGACCGAGGGCCCCGCCGGCCUCUACCGGGGCCUCGCCCCCAACUUCCUGAAGGUCAUCCCGGCCGUCAGCAUCAGCUACGUGGUGUACGAGCACCUGAAGAGCCAGCUGGGGGUCACCUCGCGCUGA